Molecule: messenger RNA, 1479 nt
Organism: Drosophila ficusphila
Lineage: Eukaryota; Metazoa; Arthropoda; Insecta; Diptera; Drosophilidae
Product: terminal uridylyltransferase Tailor-like
Exons: 4
Coding region: 98-850 (250 amino acids)
Source: RefSeq, a predicted model, not a curated record
UCGCCGGUCGUAAUACGUGUUUUCACGCUGUUUUUAACGCUAGCGAACAACUUUCCGUUAGUCAUAGAAAGCGUGAGAAUCAACAACAGUUGACAUUAUGCGGAUUGAACCAGAGGACUCUUUUUGGCCGGAAAAGGCGGCGUUUAGCGAUGCAGAAAGGCAGUACUACGAAACGCUACAUCGGAGUAGGAGAAGUUUGUCUGACCCGGCACCCGCACAUAUCGUUACCGCCCCCACACCCAUCACUGCCGUCCCCAUCACUGCCGCCCCCUUCACUACCGCCCCCGCAAAAAAAGCCAAGAAGAUCAAGGCAAUGGCAGAGAAGGAGACGCCAAACAAAGUGCUCUACAUGAAUCCCCUGACCAUGGAGGCCAACUUCUUUCUCGAGACCCUGAACUCGGUUAACCAGAAAAACAGUCAGCCGCAGCUGGAUCCGUAUCUGGCCAAGAUGUUGGAGCGCAUUAUGAUAGGCAUCGAAAAGUAUAUGGACAGGAACCCCGCCUACAUAUUGCCCCAGGAAGCGGGUGCCGAGGGAGAGGGCGUGGCCUUUGUGCCGCCCAAGGAGUUGCAGACAAUCAAGCGCACAUUCAACUGCACAUCCUGCAGCAACAGAAUCGUGGGCAACACCAUCGUCAAGGCAGUUGCCCACCUGUCGGAGCAGCAUCCCAACCCCAAUCCCAACAACCAGCCAGUGCCGACGCAGACCUUUGCGUCCAAGCAGGAGAAGAAGCGCGCCCAGGUGAAGGCGCGUGAGAAGAUGGUUGUGCAGUUGCCCAAGAAGGCUAAAGCCAUGAUUGUUGGCGAGAUCACGAAUGUGUUUAAGGAUAAAUAUCCUAUCGCGGACAAGUGAAACCGGAAUAGAGUGUGUUGUUAACCCUUAUGCGGUACAUGGGGGUUCAAAAUGGCCUAAGUCAAUCACCCCACCACUGAUUGUUGUUUUUGAAUGUUCGUCAAACUUAUCCGCUAGAGGCGCUUUUUUUUAAUCUGGUUAACAUAAUCUUGAAACAACGUUUUCCCAAACGGGUAAGCAGAGGACAGCUUCAUUCUAAACGGUUAAACCGCAAAUUUCAGAAAACCACUAAAAUGAUAAAAGGUUCAGCUGGUCGGAACUAGAGGGAAAUAACCUUCGAUUGUAAUACAUUUGACUCGAUCGAUGUCUGGUCGACGAUGUAAACUAUCCGACGCACCUUCGCAAUCUAGCAAUUUAUCCUCAUCAACACCCGCCGUCAUGCGACUUUAGCGAGUACACAAACCAAUGUUAGCUGCGACAGGCUAUAGCGUUUUAAGAGCCGGAAUUUUUAAGUUUGAAAGUUAUAUUGAGUUUGUAGCAUAAAUAUUACUUGUUUGUGUGUGUAUAUGGUCAAAUACCUAUAUAAUAAUUAAUAACAAAGUAUAUAACAACCUCGCUUAAAUGUAGUGAGCUUAGCUGACCAAGUUAUAAACUCUGGACAAAUAAUAAAGCGAUACGUAGUAAAUUAA